Molecule: messenger RNA, 1475 nt
Organism: Hibiscus syriacus
Lineage: Eukaryota; Viridiplantae; Streptophyta; Magnoliopsida; Malvales; Malvaceae
Product: magnesium transporter MRS2-1-like
Exons: 6
Coding region: 105-1433 (442 amino acids)
Biological process (GO): magnesium ion transport; transmembrane transport
Cellular component (GO): membrane
Molecular function (GO): magnesium ion transmembrane transporter activity
Source: RefSeq, a predicted model, not a curated record
UAAUUUUGAAUCUUAUUAUUAUUGCUGCUGCUGCUGCUGCUUGCUUAAUCAAACAACGGCAUCAGGUAGUUAAUUUCUUCGAGGAGAUUCAGAAUAAUAUAUCAAUGGUGGACCUAAAAGAACGCCUGCUCCCACCGAAACCCCAAUCGGCUAUAAACCUUAGAGGCAUUGCAUAUCAGGCAUCUGCCUCUGGACGCCAACCUUUCCAAGGGUUGGAUUUAUCGGGGUUAAAGAAACGAGGUCAAGGACUCCGAUCUUGGAUCCGUGUAGAUAUAUCUGGGAAUUCCCAGGUCAUCGAGGUUGACAAGUUCACUAUGAUGCGUCGUUGUGAUCUGCCAGCCCGGGAUCUACGGCUUCUUGAUCCUUUGUUUGUGUACCCCUCCACUAUCCUUGGUAGAGAGAAGGCUAUUGUUGUAAAUUUAGAGCAGAUACGGUGUAUCAUCACAGCUGAUGAGGUUUUACUCUUGAAUUCUCUUGAUAGCUAUGUUUUGCAGUAUGUUGUGGAGCUUCAAAGGCGACUAACAUGUGGGGUAGGUGAGGUUUGGCAACCAGAGGGUCCUGAGUUGAACCGUAGAAGAAGCAGUAAGAAUUUUGACAAUGUGUAUGGGAGUCCAUCCCCCGAUUAUUUGCCCUUUGAGUUUAGGGCUCUUGAGGUUGCUUUGGAAUCUGCCUGUACAUUCCUUGAUUCUCAGGCAGCAGAAUUGGAAAUUGAAGCAUACCCAUUGCUGGAUGAGCUUACAUCAAAGAUUAGUACGUUAAACUUGGAGCGAGUUCGUAGAUUAAAGAGCAGACUUGUUGCUUUGACUCGAAGAGUGCAGAAGGUUAGAGAUGAGAUAGAGCAGCUAAUGGAUGAUGAUGGAGAUAUGGCCGAAAUGUAUCUUAGCGAGAAGAGGAGCAGUAUGGAGUCAUCAUUUUAUGGUGAUCAACCUGUGAUGGGGUUCAGAUCAAAUGACGGACUCUCUGCUUCAGCUCCAGUGUCUCCUGUUGCAUCACCCCAUGAACCACGCAGGCUGGAGAAAAGCUUGAGCAUUGCAAGGAGCCACCAUGAGAGCACAAAGAGUUCAGAGAGCUCUACUGAGAGUAUAGAGGAGCUGGAGAUGUUAUUGGAAGCCUACUUUGUUCUCAUUGAUAGCACCCUCAAUAAGUUGACAUCGUUGAAGGAAUACAUUGAUGACACAGAAGAUUUCAUCAAUAUUCAGCUGGAUAAUGUUCGAAACCAGCUGAUCCAAUUCGAACUACUACUCACUACUGCGACUUUUGUUGUUGCCAUUUUCGGGGUGGUAGCCGGAAUAUUUGGCAUGAACUUCGCCAUACCAUUCUUUGACGACCCUGGUGCAUUUAAGUGGGUCCUCAUAAUUACUGGGGUUUGUGGGAUCAUCAUAUUUUGUGCAUUUGUGUGGUUCUUCAAGUACAAAAGACUAAUGCCCCUAUAAGCAAAUAAACAAAUAAAAUUGAAUAAAUAAGCAAAUGUUGGA